This is a messenger RNA of Salmo salar (Atlantic salmon), 2683 nucleotides long. The record is from RefSeq and is a predicted model, not a curated record. Lineage: Eukaryota; Metazoa; Chordata; Actinopteri; Salmoniformes; Salmonidae.
CUCUGUGUGUAGUGUUCAAGACUCAAGCUAUUACACCCAUUGCCCCAAGCAACAUAUUUGGCUGAGUCUCCAUGAGGAGGUGGUGGACUUCUACAACUUCAUGUCUCCCCAACCCGAGGAGGCUUCUAUGAGGAAGGAGGUGGUCAACAGAAUCGAGACUGUUAUCAAGGAGCUGUGGCCUACUGCUGACGUGCAGAUAUUUGGCAGCUUCAGCACUGGACUCUACCUACCCACAAGUGACAUAGACCUGGUGGUGUUUGGGAAAUGGGAACGCCCCCCGUUGCAGCAAUUGGAACAGGCCCUCCGGAAACACAACGUGGCGGAACCUUUCUCCAUCAAAGUGCUGGACAAAGCUACGGUGCCAAUCAUCAAGCUGACUGACCAGGAGACAGACGUCAAAGUGGACAUCAGCUUCAAUGUGGAGACGGGAGUCAAAGCUGCUCUCUUCAUCAAGGACUACACCAAGAGGUAUCCCGUGCUGCCUUACCUGAUCUUUGUGCUGAAGCAGUUUCUGCUCCAGAGAGAUCUCAACGAGGUGUUCACUGGAGGAAUCAGCUCUUACAGCCUCAUCCUGAUGGUCAUUAGCUUCCUCCAGCUCCACCCAAGGAUUGACGCCAGUAGCCCCAACAUCAACCUUGGCAUUCUGCUGAUUGAGUUCUUUGAGCUGUACGGCCGCCAUUUUAACUACCUGAAGACGGGCAUCCGCGUCAAGAACGGAGGGGCCUACAUGGCCAAGGAGGAUAUGACGAAGGUUAUGACCAAUGGCUACAGACCCUCCAUGCUCUGUAUAGAGGACCCACUGAUGCCAGGUAACGACGUUGGCAGGAGUUCGUACGGAGCCAUGCAAGUCAAGCAGGUGUUUGACUACGCUUACAUCGUCCUUGGUCACGCCGUGUCACCGCUAGCACGCUCCUACCCCAAUAAGGACUUCGACAGCACUUUGGGGAGGAUAAUCAAGGUAACCCAGGAAGUGAUUGACUACAGGGAGUGGAUCAUGACGAAGUGGGGAGGAAGGCACCUCGCCCGCAUGGAGAGCCAGGGUUCUGUCCUGGAGCAGGACCCAGCACGGUGUGUGUUGGGUUUAGGUGUGGAGGAACAGAGGGACUCAGUCUCCCCUCACAGUGCAGACUCCCCCAUGUCCCUGUCCAGUCCUCACCAACACUCCUCAGCCUCCUCGGUCUCCUCUCUGUCCGGGUCAGACAACGACUCUGAUUCGACGCCAUGCCCUGGCCGCCCUCCGGCGCUGCCCCCCUACACCCUCCAGUCUCUGGGUAUGACUCUACCCCUGGGCCUGGCACUGGGCAAGCCUGGCAUCAACCAGCAGCACCUCAUCAUGUCCCCUGGCUCACAGGCGUGUAUGUCUUUGCCCAGUGGCCUGACGAUGCACUCCUUACCUGGCAGACAGGUGGGUAUAGACAUGACCCCCCCUACCCACCACCCUGCCCACCAUAACCCUCAUGCCCCCUCCAACCCCCAGCCUCUGUCCAGCCCCCACCCCACCAGCCACACACACCAGAAUGGUCCUAAGUUUCACGUGAAAGGCUUCCACAAUCCAGCUAUGGUCCACAGUCCCGCCCUGGCCAACCGCGCCCACACACACCCUCUCACACACGCUCACACACACUCACACACGCAGUACCGCAACACCUGGCGCCGUCGGAAGAGGGACAGCCUGCCAGUAAGCCUGAGCAGAUGAAGGAUAAAACAUCCCCUUUUUCCUCUCGUCCUCCCUUCAUCCCUCUCUCAUUCUGACUUAUUGGGAAGACAACUUGAUGAGACAAUGCUCCCUGCUGUUCAACUUGGAGGACAGGCAGGCAGAGGCACCAGACCAGCAUUGGGAUUCAUUCAACACUUUGGGCUGCUGAACUUUGGCCCCAAGGAGGGAAAGAAGUGUAGCUCUGGGAAAACUCCUUCUCCAUCGCUCAUCCUCUCCCCAUCUCUGCAUGUUUUUUACUGCGCAAUGAACCAACGGCCAACGAUACAGGAACGAGCAGUGCGGCUAGCGAACAGAACGCAGCGCAACCCAACGUGCAUUCUGACCCCAGGACUUUUCCGCAGCUCUCCAGUCUUUCACUUCCUGUUUGGGAUCCACCUUUGUUUUCUUUUCGUUAAUGUUUAUUGUUCACAUUAAUAUAAAAAAAAUUCUGCUUUGCCCUUUUUCACAUGCGUUCGAGGAGACUGAGGAUAGUGACAUCUUUGCCAGGUGGAAGUAGUGAAGCCCAGUGUCGUGUGGUAAAUUGAGUUUAUUUUAGUUUUUUGGACUGGGUUGCGUUGUGAAGGCCUUUGUCCUUGAACCCUGCAGCCAAGCUGUAUCUUUUUCAGUGUUCACACUAUGGACGGUUUCUAAUUUGUGCAAUAAUGUGUUCGAUUUUUUUUAUCUUAUCAAUCUUUAUUUAAUUUUAUUAUUCGUGUAUGUAAAGGCAUUUUGGUGUUAUGUUUUUAAGAUUGUAGUUUAAAAAAAAAAAAUUGCCAAGAGUUUACAGAACCUUUCCCCAGAUGGCCUCCGGUCUGGAGAGUGUGUGACGGAGUGUGUGUCUGUGUCAAGAGUGUGUGUCAAUUGCUGAGUUGUGUGUAUCUUGUUGGUGUCAAUGUAUAGUUGAACCCCCCCAUGGGUGUUUUAUAAUGUGUGAAAAUGAAGAAUCAUAAGCAGCUAAGUCACUUCAGACUACUGCAAUGCAACCUC